Physcomitrium patens is the source of this 1286-nucleotide messenger RNA. RefSeq names its product membrane protein PM19L. The record is from RefSeq and is a predicted model, not a curated record. NCBI's taxonomy places the organism in Eukaryota, Viridiplantae, Streptophyta, Bryopsida, Funariales, Funariaceae.
AAAGCCGUUAUUACUUCCAGUCUUGAGUGUGCAUUUCGCCCACUCUGUUGCCACCAAUUUCUUGGAGCUUCUCUCUGGCACUCUCACAUUCCUCGUGGCAUUCGCGUAUGUGGUCAAAUUCUAGCUCUGGUCUCGUGACGUAGGAGCCUCGUGUUGUGAGCCAGCUUUUGUUGUGAUGGUCGUGAAGUUGCGGUAAAUUCUGAGUUGACAUAUCGUCCUGAGCUCAGCUUUGUAAUUUGCGCCAAAAAUUUGUGAGUGGCUCGCACGAAUCUGAGUACCCCGAGAAGCUGUACGUAAAAAAUUGCUAUCAUGGCCUUCGGUAUUGGGAGGGGAAUCUCCACUCCACUUCUUGCUUUGAAUUUUUGCAUGUACAUAGCAACUGGAGCAAUUGCCGGAUGGGCUUUGAACAAGAACAUCGACUCCUCUGCGGGCGCUGGUGGCUACGUCGGCAAUGCGGCGACGUUCUACUUCCUGCCGAUGGUACUCAUUGCAUCUGUGGUAGGAUUGGCAUCCACCUUGGCCGGAAUUCACCACUUGAGAGAGUGGCGCAUUGAAAGCCUUGCAGCUGCCGCUUCCGCUGCCCUUAUAGCCUGGACCCUCACUCUCCUUGCCUUUGGCGUCGCUUGCAAGGAGAUUCAUAUUGGAGGUCCACGCUCGAGGAAGCUGUUGUUUUUCCUGUUGCAGAAAGUGGUGGAGGCUCUCAUCAUCGUCUUGGCUUUGUUUGAGCUCCUCUACCUGCUCUCCCUUCACGCUGGGGUGUUGGGGGGCGACCGUUUCGGCCCUGCAUACAGUAACACUGGAGCGGGGGGUGCUAACAUGGUUUUGGUACAAGCUGGGGAGAAGCACCAUGGCAUUCCCGCUGCCGCUGCAGUCUAAUAUACAAAUACGUCGGCGCCAUCGCCAGCAACGUCCUAAGGCGGACUCCGAUCCUCGGAGCGGCAUCUCUGAUCUUCUUGUUCUUCUCUCUGAGUGGCCCAUUUAUUAGAAAGAUGCCACUAGGCCUUAGAUAAACUUCGAGCUUUGGCUCCUCCACCUCCUACUGUCGAUGCUUGCUCCUCCUCUGUCUCACACAUCUGUGUCCGUCGUUGAAUCAUUUAACUUCCUUCCUUCCUUCCUUUCUUCCUUUAUUUCUUUCCUCUGAAAUUGAGAAUGCUCAAUCUGUUAUUGGUACUUCCGUCUGUAGUUGCAAAGGCUGAGGAGACACUGGAUUGUGCAGAGCUUGCCCUAUCCCAAACAUGAUUCAAAAUGAACUCACUCUGAUAAACAAAAAUUGGGCCUUUUAAGAA